Molecule: messenger RNA, 1068 nt
Organism: Triticum turgidum subsp. durum (durum wheat)
Lineage: Eukaryota; Viridiplantae; Streptophyta; Magnoliopsida; Poales; Poaceae
Source: the annotation of a GenBank genome assembly
AUGCUUUCCUGGUUCAGUUUUCCAGGAUUCACUGUUGCUCAUUGUGAUGCUGGUGCAACUUAUGGAUCGAUUGAUAGUCCUGAUCUUGCCAAUGAUCUUAAUGAGAAGAUACAUGACUCGAUUCAUGAUCUCCAAUUACCGAUAAAAGAAUACCCGUUGGAGCUGAAGCCGCUUUUGUAUGCAUUUGGCUUUAAGCAUUUGAGUAUGACGACUAUUAGGGCCUUUUUAUUAUACUAUUUACCACUUCUGGAGCCUCGUCCGCCCACUGAUGACGAUGACGAUGACGAUCUGCUUCAAGAUGAUUCAGAGAGGCCGCCGGUUGACCUGGUUACUCCCUUCCAUAAUUCAUUGAAGCAAAUCGCUCGCGAGAUUUCUGUUGUAACAACAAGAAGAGUAUUCGAAAGGAUUGCGGUUUGUCAUGUUUCACAAAGAACAGCAUGGAAGCUUCUCAAAGAUGCUGCAAAAUCAUCGAAGAGGAAAGCUCUGAGGGGGAUGUCAAUUCCAGAAUACACAUACUGUGUUGCCAGAACAACUUUCCGAGCGCAUGCAUUGGGAGUAGCUGCUACUUGGGUUGUACAAUCUGUCGUCCAGGUCUACAAAUGUUUUAUUCGUCAACCUGAUAAUGAUGACGAAUUGUUCGACGAGAAGGAAAAACUCAGAUUGUUUGCGAGAAGGAUCUAUAGUGUAACCAUCAAAUGUGGUUUCUCUUUGGUUUUUGCCUCGAUUGGAGCAGGCCUCGGCGUCCUUCUGCAUCCAGUGCAUGGACAAUGGAUUGGUUGUAUCCUUGGAGAUUUUGCAGGACCAGUUGUUGCUAUCCUUAUUUUCGAGAAGUUACAGUUCCCGCUAGAAGCUACUGUACUUCGUUGCCGUGCUUCACAUUUUGAACUCAAAGGAACAUUUCUGUCCACUGGUUUGCUAAAUUUCUACAGAGGAACGAACAUCGGCACCUUCCACGAAUCGCAAGGCAGGAAUCACGGACACCACGCAAAGGAGCAUCGGCUGCGUCACCAUGCAAAUUGGGUCACCAGAUCUGGGAGCGCCGACGGGGUCACCAAGCUGCAGCUAUAG